AUGGAUACUCUGUCCAGUCACUCUGUGGAGGAAACCAACUAUGAUUCACAAACCGAGGAAUCAGCUGUUCAGAGGCAACAAAAACCGCCUUGGGCUCCAUGUUUCUACUACAAAACAGAUAAAGAGGUGUAUCAUUAUGUUGGGCACAAGAUCAUCAUCGAGGAGGCUCUGGACUCGUAUGCAGGCAUGAUAUGGCCAGCGGCUUUGGCUCUCUGCAACUACCUUGACACUAACCGUGAGCAGUUGAAUCUCAUGGACAAAGCAGUGCUGGAGAUCGGAGCAGGAACUGGCCUUGUGUCUGUUGUAGCGGCGCUCCUGGGUGCAUGGGUGACAGCUUCAGACCUUCCAGAGGUCCUGAGCAACCUGAGAGUCAACCUGAGCAGGAACACCACUGGCCGAUGCAGACACACUCCCCAGGUGGCAGCUCUGUCCUGGGGCUACGACCUGGAGGACACCUACCCUACAUCUGUCUACCGGUACGACUACAUUCUGGCAGCUGAUGUGGUCUACCAUCACGACUUCUUAGACGAGCUCCUGGCCACCAUGAAGCAUUUCUGCCUACCAGGAACGACUGUGAUCUGGGCCAACAAGGUCAGGAUGGAGAAUGAUCUGACUUUCACUGGGAACUUUAAAAAGGCCUUUCACACAAGUUUACUGGCUGAAGACGGAGACAUGAGGAUCUUCAUGGCAACGUGUAGAGAAGAAGAGGGAGAAGGUGAUGAAAUCCAAGAUCUGCUGAGAGAGAAACAGGAAGAUGAAGAUGAGAAUAACAAAGAGAAGCCUGUAGAGGAAAAACACAACGAGGACGAGCUUCACUGUGUCAAUAAACAAAAAAGUGAAGGGCACGUGUCACUGAUGCAGAAACCUGAACAGCAGGGCCGAGUACCAGCCUGGGUUUCCAGCAUCCAGAGCACCUUUGGCAAAGAUGUCUACCAUUAUGUAGGACAGGACAUUGUCAUUUAUGAAUCCAUAGACUCCUAUGGAGCAGUGAUGUGGCCAGCGGCCUUGGCUCUCUGCUCUUUCCUGGACAACAACAGGGAUGAGGUGAACCUGCAGGGGAAGGAGGUGCUGGAGCUGGGAGCAGGAACAGGACUGGUAACCAUCGUGGCCAGUCUGCUUGGAGCUUCAGUCACGUCCACAGACUUACCGGAGGUGUUGAGUAACCUCAGGGCCAAUGUGAUGAGGAACACCCGGAAGCAUUGCAGACACACACCCCAGGUGGAAGUUCUAUCCUGGGGCUACGACCUGGAGCGCACCCACCCUACAUCCAUUUACCGGUACGACUACAUUCUGGCAGCUGAUGUGGUCUACCAUCACGACUUCUUAGACGAGCUCCUGGCCACCAUGAAGCAUUUCUGCCUACCAGGAACGACUGUGAUCUGGGCCAACAAGGUCAGGAUGGAGAAUGAUCUGACUUUCACUGGGAACUUUAAAAAGGCCUUUCACACAAGUUUACUGGCUGAAGACGGAGACAUGAAGAUCUUCAUGGGAACAUGCAGACACUGAGAGAUAGAAAAAGCAUCCAUUGAGUACCGGACUGGCCUACUAGGUACAGGCCCAGGGGCCCUGAGGGGUCAGACCGUCUGA
Messenger RNA from Seriola dumerili (greater amberjack), 1587 nucleotides. RefSeq lists its product as uncharacterized. The record is from RefSeq and is a predicted model, not a curated record. Gene Ontology annotation, biological process: peptidyl-lysine methylation. Gene Ontology annotation, molecular function: protein-lysine N-methyltransferase activity. Gene Ontology annotation, cellular component: cytosol; cytoplasm. The transcript has 7 exons. Lineage: Eukaryota; Metazoa; Chordata; Actinopteri; Carangiformes; Carangidae.